Pundamilia nyererei is the source of this 1980-nucleotide messenger RNA. RefSeq names its product adrenomedullin 2b (gene adm2b). The transcript is spliced from 3 exons. Gene Ontology annotation, biological process: regulation of systemic arterial blood pressure; positive regulation of heart rate; adenylate cyclase-activating G protein-coupled receptor signaling pathway. Gene Ontology annotation, molecular function: hormone activity. Bases 80 to 586 code for a protein of 168 amino acids. NCBI's taxonomy places the organism in Eukaryota, Metazoa, Chordata, Actinopteri, Cichliformes, Cichlidae. The record is from RefSeq and is a predicted model, not a curated record. Gene Ontology annotation, cellular component: extracellular region.
CACUCCAUUCGCUCCUGCUUUGCGCCCCAGUGAGCAUCACAUUGGAUUACACCGCGGAGUGUGCCUCCGCUACCCUGUCAUGUGCACCCUCCGUCCGGCGUGGCUGUGCGUGCUGCUCGGGCUCUUGCCUUUGGAGAUCCAGUCCCAAGCACUGACUCCGCAGAGAACUCACAGACCCAGGCUGAGUUUUCCCAGAACCUCUAAAUUCCCAAAGUCCUUUCACCCCAGCAUCGUGCCGACUGUGUCUGAUCUCUCUGUCGCUGCUCACAACCAAAUUACAGAGGAAGACGGACAGAUCAUCUGGAGGGCCUUGCUCCCACACAAAGAUCCCCCGCCAAAGCCCUUUGACCUGUUGGUCGACCAAAGCCACAACGUGCUACCGGAGGUGCCAGUCUGGCGGCGCGGGUCACGGGGUCGUCGCCAUGCUGGUAGAGGCAGGGGCCACCCCCACCUGAUGAGGGUGGGGUGCGUCCUAGGCACCUGUCAGGUUCAGAACCUCAGCCACCGUCUAUACCAGCUGAUUGGACAGAGUGGGAGGGAAGACUCCUCCCCAAUUAACCCCCGCAGUCCUCACAGCUAUGGAUAAGGCCACACCCACUCACCCACACUCAAGACAACUUCAUCAACACCUGCUGGCAAAUUACCCAGGUCCACUGUUACACUAACUAUAUGUUCAGGCUCAAAAAUAUCGCUACUGCUGUCAUUCCUUAACAGAGCAGUUGUGGGGUUUUUUACAGCUUGGGUCUUAUUUUUAUAGUUUUGACUAAAACUCUCAUCAGUAAUAAGAACACGGUACUCACAGAGUAAACUGUUGAACGCUUUGAAUGAGGCAACAUCAUGAAAAGACAACAGCAAAGACUAAGAGGCCAUUUGGAAAGGUCAGAGUCCCUUGACUGGAAACAGCAAACUGCUUUUUUUUUAUGUCAGAGUGCUUUGGUCACUCAGGAGUCUUUCCCAAGACAACUUCCUGCUUCAACUCAUUAUCACCAAUUUGAGAUUAAAUCUAUCAAUUAUUCUGAUGAGUACAGUGCUAUUGUAAGCUACAGAUAGGAUUGUUAAAUCUGUAAAAAUAACACUUUUUAAAGAUUAUUACCUGUAGUGUGGGCUACAGCAUUAUACCGAGCUAAAACUAGAGUCCUAUAUGUUUUGGCAUUUACAGCACGACUAUCUUUGUAACCAGACAAGCCUCUCUCAGCCAAUCCCUACCUGACUAAUGUCUGCUGAUGAAUGGUUAUCCUCCUCCUCUUAACUUACCUGAGCUCAGUGUUAAUCCACAAUGUGUCUUGAAAGCACAUUUAUCCCUCUCUGCUUCAGUGCAGACAGAACCCGAGAAUAACCCCCAAUCAAACCCAAUUAACCCUUCACCCAAAAACCCACAGUGCAUAUGAUCAGCCAAAAUAACCACUAACCCUAAUCCGUAAUCUGUCUGUGCACUUAACAGACACCGUAGCAGGUCUCGACUCUAUUAAACCAGAGGGAGGACAGCCGCACUCCAUAUUCUCUGCAUCAGUUUGAGCCUUAAUUGAUCAUUUAUAAGGCCUUACAGUGUUUUGCCUUUCACCAGCGCAGAUUAAGCAUGCCAUUGAAUUUAGACCAUCAUUUUUUAAGCUUUAUAGUUUGUUUUAUUCUUUUCUCUCUGUGUGCACGUCAGCUCAUUAUAACUCCCGUUUUGGUAGUUCACACAGGCUAUUAUUAGGAAUGCAUGAAAGCACUUUAUUAUCCUUUACAUUCAAUAUGACUUGAAUUUUAAAGGUGUGUUAUUUAACUUUAAAUGAAUGGGUCAGUUUUGCUGUAAAUAUCACACUUUAGUAAAUCUUUGUUUUCAUAUACACUCCAUUCAAAGACACAAGUGUCCUUUUGGAAACCAUUGUGCUGUUUUCUUCUAACACUGAUGUUAAAUAAAACCUUUAUAGUUAUUUCACCUGUCAACAGCAAAUCGAGGCGUCAGUGUGAAGUUUUUUGUGAACAUUUCAUGCUGUA